Molecule: messenger RNA, 2258 nt
Organism: Anneissia japonica
Lineage: Eukaryota; Metazoa; Echinodermata; Crinoidea; Comatulida; Comatulidae
Product: glyoxylate/succinic semialdehyde reductase 1-like
Exons: 14
Coding region: 62-1684 (540 amino acids)
Molecular function (GO): NAD binding; NADP binding; oxidoreductase activity, acting on the CH-OH group of donors, NAD or NADP as acceptor
Source: RefSeq, a predicted model, not a curated record
AAUUGCAACUAUAGGUGGCGCUCGACCCACGCUUAAAAAUUGAAAACUAACGCUAGCGAUAAUGGCGGAAGAACAGAAAUCAGGUAGUCAAGAUGAACAAAAAACCGACUCUGGUUUUGGUAUUGGAGAUCUUGUGUGGGCCAAGAUGAGCAGUUUCCCAGCGUGGCCUGGCCGGAUUGUUAAACCCUGGAAGAAUGUAAAGAAACCAGCAGCCAAGAAGCCACAUUUCUUUGUAUACUUCUUUGGAACAGAGGACCAUGCUUGGGUCAAAGUUGAGAGCUUGAAGGUUUACAAGGAUCACAAGGUAGCGUUGUGCAAGGCGGCUAAAGGGGUCAAGUUUCAGAAAGCCAUCGAGGCUAUUGAAGAGGCUAUCAAAGAUGAGGAGAAUGAAAAAGACAAGAAGACACUUUCCCCAUACCAUCCAGACGAUGAUGAAGAUGUCUUCCCAAAAGCUAAGCCUAUGAGGGACUACUCAAGGGAGGCCUUCUCGGGUGUGAAAAAGUUAUCACUUAGCAGUGGUAGUGAAGACAAAUCAAAGAUGAAACGAAAGUUUACUCAGCCUUCAGAUGAAGAUGAUGAUUUGGAGGAGGAGGUCAGAAGAAAAAGCCCAAAGAAGAGAGGACGACAAUUCCGUGACGCAGAUGGUCCCAUCAAGUCACCCAAAAAAGAAACACCUAAGAAGAAGCCAUUUGAGCAAGGUAUAACACCAGCAAAAAGGAAACCCAAAAUGGAUAUGGACAGAAUGUACAAGAUUUUAUUUGAGCACAAACAAGUCAACACAAAUAACGCUGACGGACAGCAUCCAGCUAUCGUACCCUCGUCUAAAAGGAUUGGUUUUGUUGGACUUGGUAUAAUGGGCAAAGGGAUGGCAAUGAACCUGGUCAAGUCAGGUCACAAGGUCACAGUAUGGAACAGAACGUCAGAAAAGUGCUCUGAAGUUGUGAAGGCAGGAGCGACUCUCGGAGACAGCAUAGCUGACGUCGUCAAGAAUUCUGAUAUAACAUUUUCAAUGGUCUCUGAUCCAGAGGCAUUGAGAGCUAUUGUUUUUGGAGAGAAGGGUGUGCUAGAUGAGAUGAACGAUGGCAAAGCUUUAGUGGAUUGCACAACUGUAGAUAUAGGCACUGUUACAGGAGUUUCUGAGGCGGUUGCAAACAAAGGAGGGCGCUUUUUGGAAGCCCCUGUAUCAGGCAGCAUCCAGCCAGCAGUAGAGGGUAACCUAAUUUUUAUGGCAGCCGGUGAUAAACAAUUGUAUGAUGAAUGUGAAUCCUGCUUCUCUGCUAUGGGCAAAAAAUCGUUCUUUUUGGGCGAUGCAGGGAACGGUGCCAGGAUGAAGCUUGUGUUGAACAUGAUAAUGGGUAGUGUUGUGGCGGGCUUCUCUGAAGGCAUGGCACUAGCAGACAAAGCUGGACUUAACCAAGCAGAUCUUCUUGAGGUCAUCGACCUGGGUGCGAUGUCAUGUCCAUUAUUACGUGGAAAAGGCAAAGGCAUCAUCAAUAACAUCUUUCCACCUGCCUUCCCUCUCAAACACCAGCAGAAAGACAUGCGAUUAGCACUAGCCAUGGGAGACCAGUCCGACCAAACGUUACCAGUUGCCGCUUCAGCCAACGAGUUAUUCAAAAGGGCAAAGGGCAAAGGUCACUCUGAUAGUGACAUGUCGGCUGUAUAUAAGGUGCUGAUUCAGUGAGGGCAUCCACUAUCUCUCCUAUGCUGCGAAUCUUCAACUUCAUCUGGGGAAGACCUUUUGUAACCACCUAUAACUGAUGAUUGUGACUAUGUGAAUAUUUUCCUUAUGUCUUAGUUUUGAUCCUGAAAACAAUUUGUGUUGGUGUCGAUUUUAGGGUAAAAUCAGGAUAUUUCCUGACAACAGUGUGUAAAUAUGGGAAUGUGGGGCAUCUCAUAGCUUCUUUUUCUAUGAAUUUCAUCUUCCUCAGAUUGGAACAUGCUGUGAGUCUGCUCUGGUAUCAAAGCCCUCUUUGGUCAGCUUUGUUAGCCUUAAGACUUAGCCUCAUUUGUCCAAGCCUUAAGGAUUAGCCUUCUUUCCAGACAGGAACAUCAAUAUAGGAAAUGGAUAAUGAGAAUUUCUGGAUCAUGUGCUUUAUUGUUUUUAUUUCUUUUUUAUGUCAAUUAUGUGUGAAUAAUUUUAUAAAUGGAGUGAUAAUUUUAAUGUUCAACUAGAGGGAAAAAAUAUUUUCUCAUUGUAGGCCACCCCUAGAUAAUAAUGGACACAUUUUAAAUAAAUUAAAACUACUACUACUGUC